GAAGCCCGAAUAGAAGAUUAUGGAGGACUGCCCACAACUUCCCGUCUGAAUUCUGAUAAUUUUGAUCCUGUUUCUAAACUAUGGAGCAAAAUACAAACCCCUAGAGAUGUACAGUUAAAGACAUAGUAGACAAGACAGAAACAUACUGUACAAUGGGGUCAAGAAUAAGAGAGAAUCCAGAAAAGUUGUUUGAAGUUUUCUUAGAGAUAGCAAAACCAGAAAAUGAUGAUGAAACUAUAUUUGUACAGAAAUAUCCUAGAGAUUAUAAUGAUGAGCAAACUUUAAAACCUAUUCCCAUGUUUGCAUUUCCAUGUGACAGUGAAAGGUACACAACAAAAGUUGAUCAUUUUACAUUUGUAUUAACUGAUCUUGAAAGCAAGUAUAAGUUUGGAUACUGUCGACAAGCACAAGGAGUUCAGACAUGUCUCUGUAUUGUCAGUUGUCUCCCUUGGUUCGAUGUUUUCUACACAAUACUUAACAAGUUGGCUGAGAUGAUAAAUACCACUGACAAUGAUGAUAAUGUGACUGAGUUAUUACGAGCUACUUAUGCUAAUGGUGUACCAACACCUGGGGUACCAGUUCAGAUCAUUGUUGGACAAGAUAUGUUAAAUUUUACAGCUCCUGAUAUUAGUAAAUUACCUAGUAUACCUACAAAUAGAAACUUAACAGAAUAUUACAGUGCAGUUGAUACAGAAAAUAUGAUGAAAAUAUUUGCAAGUAUGUUACAUGAAAGACGUAUCCUAAUAACUUCAAAGAAAUUAAGUAGACUGACAUCAUGUGUUCAUGCUUCUACAGCUCUGCUAUACCCCAUGCAUUGGCAACAUUUAUUUAUACCUAUAUUACCGCCACAUCUGUUGGACUAUGUGACAGCACCAAUGCCCUAUGUAAUUGGAAUUCAUUCUGCAGUCUUGGAGAAAGCUAGAAAGAACGAGAUAUCUGAUGCUGUGAUAUUGGAUGUAGAUACAAACACAUUAACUACAGAGUAUGAUGACUUUGAAGAUCUUCCUUCAGAAAUUUCUUCCUAUCUGAAGAGGCAUCUGAAGAAAGAUAAAAUCAUCCAGCAAAUGUCUACUAAUGGAGAUGUUAUAUCAAAGGCUUUCAUGCAGGCUUUAGUAAGGCUCAUAGGUGGCUACAGAGAUGCAUUAAGAUUUCAUCCUGGUGAACCUAUUACUUUUGACCCUGAAGCAUUUGUGCAGUCAAGACCAUCCUCAAUGCAGCCAUUUCUGGACUCAAUGUUUGAAUUACAAAUAUUUCAACAGUUUAUAAAUGAUCGACUGGACAUGUUAAAUCUUGGUAAAGGUUUCAGUGAUCUAUUUGAAGUGGAGGCCAUGUUACAGGCAGACAAGCUUAAUUCACAAUCAAGAUAUAAAGAAUGGUUGGGUAAUAUGAAGAAACAGGGUAAACAGAUGCAGAAGAAUUCAAAGGAAUACUUCAAAGACUUUAAAGAUAAGUGGAAUGAGAUGGACAUUAAAACCAUAUCUCAUAAACACAUAAAUAUUAUGGCUGCCAAGGUCAGUACAGCUUCAGCAAAGGCUGCACCUGUAGUUUCUAACGCCAUGCAUACUGUACGACGUGAAGGGAAGAAAUUGUAUUCAGGUGUACGGAAACAAGUACAGGAUAUAAGAAAAGAGGAUGAUCAUUCUAGAACAAAAAGUAUGAAACAGCCCAGGCCUGAUUCAAAAGCAUUAUCCCGUAACAGGCCCGCCACUGUAAUACAUGCUGCAGAGAUAAUACCUAUUCGACCUUUACGACCUGGUAAUCCACCUAUGAUACAGGUUACUGGUACAGACAGCAGGGUAUCAAAGUACAAGCUGAUACAUCUUGCUGAUGAAAAGAGUAUUGAUGACUCAGAAGCAGAUCUAUCUUAUAAUCGUAUAAGUGUUAAUCUCUUGUCUGACCCAGACAUCCAGGUGGCGCUGAACAAAUCUGCCAGUGUAGAGGAUCUAGGAAAUUCACCAAUUCAUCAUUCAGUCCUUCUAGAAGACAGUGAUGUUUCAUCUAUAGAUUCAUUUAGUAUCGCUCACAGCGGACGCGCAUCACCAAAUCAGCAAGAAAAAUCCAUCAUAGGUUUAGAGGAAACUAGUUCAAUAUCAUCCACUUCCACAUUUGACAGUGCUAACAUUCCAUACAUAGAUACUUCUGACGAUGCUUCCAAGCAUCCUAUUGCACCACCUAGGAAACAUAGACGGCAAAAAAAUACCACUGAAGUCGGUGAUAGACUCAUUGGAAGAAAAAAUAAACCUGCUGACAGACUAAUUGGUCAAAAGAAUCCACCCCCAAAACCUGCCCCCAGGAAAAGUUUAUCGAAGGACAUUCCACAUACUGAAAUAACAUCAGUCCCUCUUAUAGAAUUAGACUCCCCAGAGUAUGUAGAUGUUUUUGAUCCAUUUAGUAGUGGUAAUUCAUCCACUGUUGGAAGAGUUGAAGAGAUAAGAGAACUUUUUUCAAGUCCAGAAAAUUCACCAGGAAAACAGGGUUCUACAGAUAUUAAAUUCCAUGAACUUAGUCGCACACAUGCAUUUAGGAAACAGGCUUUAGACACGCCAAAAAGGGACUUUUGUAAGGCUGAUAUUUCACCUUCGCCAGAAAGGGAUCUGAUGUCAAAUAGUUCUCCUAGUGAUUUACCAAACAAGACAAAUGACAAAGCUACUGAAUUGUUUGCAAGUUUUGAUCCACUGAUAUCAGAAAAAUGUAAUUUAUCAGGUUCACAAAAGAGUGAGACACAAGGAAAUGAUUUAAUUCAAAAUUGGAAUAUAAAUCAUUUAAAGACUGGUUCAAGAGUUAAAUCCUCCUCACAGUUUUUGGCAGGAGGGAACAAUGAUCCCAGAUGCCGUGAUCCAGUAGGAGUAACAAAUAAUCCAAUUUAUGGAACAAAGCCUUUGCGACAAAAUAAACCUGUAUUGCCACCAAGACCAAAGACCGUUGUUGGUAGUUCUGUUCUAUCUAGUCAGUUUAAACCUGUAGUAGUUGACAACCCUUUUUACAGUGUUGAUAAUUCAAGUUCAAACUCAGCCAAGGUUCAAAGUCGGAACAGUGACCCUUUUAGUGACCUCCAUGAAAUUAGUGUUAGUAACAGAAAAAGUCAAGAAUUUGCUCAAUCAAAGUGGGAAAAAUUUUAGUAAUUAUCAUUUGAAAAUUUUAAAUAUUAAAUUUUACUGGUUUUGAAUAAAAACAGACUUGUUUAGCAGCUGAAUUGAUUUGCUGAAUGUGUAGAUCAAAUGCUGACAUCCAAAUUAUUUGCUCAAAAGUAUACAUAAAUUUAAAAAAAAUAAGUUUAAAUUCACAAUUCUUUUAAUGAAAUUGUUUUGACUGAAAAAAUAAACUGUAUAUCAACUAAAAUUGAAUGUAGUCCUCUCAUUAGUAUCACACAUUAAUUUCAUUUAUCUUAUUCAGAGUAAUUGCUUUAUUUGUUGUUUAAGUCAAUCAUCAAACUUUUUUUGUAAAAACAGGAAUGAAAGGCAUUAUCAUGAUUUUAUAUUGAGAAAUUUUACAUUUAAUGUAUAAUUUUGUAAUAAUUUAAGGUUUCUUUAUAUAUACAUGUAUUUAGAUGUUAAAGUUGAGAUAUACUAAAUGAUAAAAAUUCUCUAGAAGUAAUUCCACCACUUUUAUACUUAUUAUUCUGGAUAAUUAUAAUGUUGCUGAAGAGUCACUGGUUAGGUAAAUGAGAAACUACAAUGAAUGGUUCCUUUUUUUAAAAUCUUUUUUACCUCCAAAUAUUGGAUUCUUGGAAGAACAAAAUGAAGUAUCAAUCUUUAUGAAUUAGAUCAGGAAUAUUAAUAUUUACUUGGUUUUUCCAUUAGCUAAUUAUUCCUUCCUCUUUUCUUUUUUUUUAAUAUAUAUAAAUAUUGGUAAACUUCUAUUUUAUCAUAAGUAUUUAAAUUUUGCCAUUUAAAGAGAUUUUAGGUCUCUGUAAAUGUGCAUUAAUAUUGAAAAGAUCAGAAGAUUUAGACUAUACUUAUCCAUUAUUAUUCUAACUCCACGUGAUUAUCUAAAACAAUUUUAUGCCAACUAAGGCCUUAAUGCACACAGACCUGUUUAUAUAAAAAAAGAAACAAUUUCAAUGAACUUGAAUGAAAGUAGAUUGGAGUAUAUUGCUUGUGUUUUUAAUAUUAUUUAUGUUGUUUAUGUGUAUCGCAGUUGUGGCUUUCAUAAUAUCAAUUCUAAGUUUUACAUUAAAAUUUGUUAUCUUUCUUGACAUUACAAAAUAUUGUUGUUAUGUUAGAUAUUAUUGGUAUAGAUGUGUAUAAUUAAAUCUAGUUUAAUAUAUAUUAGCAUUGGUCACCUCUUGUGUAUACUACUUCUUAGUAAUUUUUUCUAGAAAAUAAUUAAAAUUUUCAUCUUGACAUAUUGCUUAUGGAAGGUUUUUCAGAAAUCUCUUAAAUACAAGGAUUUUUUCAGUAUCAUUGUGGUUCUAAUAGUGACUUCAUUUUAAAUAGAUUAUUUUCACUAUUUUUAAAGUUUAUAUUUAAAUAAGUGCCAUUGUAUUUAAAUGUGUUUACAUGUGUUUGACUGGAUGUUUCAUAAACACUUGUAGAAUUCCAUAGCAUUUCACGAACAAGAAAAAAAUGUUAAGUCCACCAGAGGAGAAAUAAAACAUCUUUUAAUACAGCUACUUCAAACUGAAAUAUCUCUGACAAAGUUUUAAAAUCAGCUCUGUAUAUCAUUGUGUUCAAAUACUUUUAGCUAGUAGUUUUUGUCAGAAUCGGAGGAACAAACUGCUGAAAUUUGUAUCCUGUUUUUAUUUUGAGUGCUGGUAGUUAGUAUUACAUGAACACAUUCCAUGGAUAUAGGUCAAUAGUGACCUAAUUAUGUAUUUUAAACAAAUCCUUUAAUUUCUAAAUAAGAAUUGUAAUUAGAACUGCAUACUAAUUUAAGUAAUCAGGAUUUCUAGGUCUAUAAUAAAGCUUACGGUGAAGAAAAUUUCAAAUGAAUUUGAUUUUAUUUUUAAUUACUGACAAGAAUGAACUCAAAUUACAAGGACAAUUUGUAGUUAAGAUGAAGUUUUUAUGUGAAAUUGUGCAUGUUGUGUAGUUAUAAAUUUCUAGUUUAAUGUAAAGCCUAUUGCUGCUGAGCGGUGCUGUGUUUUAAGACAAACAUACUGUGAUAAUUGUUACAAUACUCUGGUUAGCUUGUUACAAUGCAAUCACAGAAAAUAAAUCAUGUAUCACUUAAA
Molecule: messenger RNA, 5173 nt
Organism: Mytilus californianus (California mussel)
Lineage: Eukaryota; Metazoa; Mollusca; Bivalvia; Mytilida; Mytilidae
Product: DENN domain-containing protein 1A-like
Exons: 22
Coding region: 153-3119 (988 amino acids)
Biological process (GO): endocytosis; endocytic recycling
Cellular component (GO): cytosol; intracellular membrane-bounded organelle
Molecular function (GO): guanyl-nucleotide exchange factor activity; phosphatidylinositol phosphate binding
Source: RefSeq, a predicted model, not a curated record